Molecule: messenger RNA, 1533 nt
Organism: Heterostelium album PN500
Lineage: Eukaryota; Evosea; Eumycetozoa; Acytosteliales; Acytosteliaceae
Gene: mkcB
Product: STE family serine/threonine-protein kinase
Exons: 2
Coding region: 1-1533 (510 amino acids)
Biological process (GO): protein phosphorylation; intracellular signal transduction; regulation of MAPK cascade
Cellular component (GO): cytoplasm
Molecular function (GO): ATP binding; protein serine/threonine kinase activity
Source: RefSeq, a predicted model, not a curated record
AUGAAAUCAUUAUUAAAAAAAGCAAAGCAAGCAUAUAAGAAUCAUUUUUCUGGAUCUGGAGCAACACCAGCAGACGAUCAUGAACAUGCAGACAAGGCAUCUACUAAGGAUGCCAAUCCAAACAGUGAGCCAGGAUCACAAGGAUUCACUGCGUGUUGCGACGAAGAGAACAACGGUACCAACGGACAUGUCGUAGCCAACGGAACAGCAACAACAACGACAACAGCACCAGCAGCCACUGGCGAAUCUACAUCGAUAAAGGCAACCACAAAGAGCAGCAAACCAUCGAUUCUCUCAUUUGGACUGAGCAAGAACAAGGAACCAGCUAACGACAAGAAAAUCAUCAACAACUCAACUUCAAACAAUCCAUCACCACCCAAACCAUCUUCCUCCACGCCAACCGAAGCUUCAGAAAAGAAAGACGAUGAGAAAGCACCUGAAAGAGAAAUUUUAUAUAUUAAAGGAUUAGAAGAUUUACCAGAGGAUUGUAUGAAGUUGGUAAAGAUGUCUGGUUUAUCAGAGGAAAAGUUAAAGGCAAAUCUACAAGUGCUACUCUAUGUAUUACAUUUUAGAACAGGAAAAAUUAUAAAGAUCGAAGGUGAACCACCAAGAGAACCAAGAAAGAAGUUCUUCUCGGAGCGAUUCAACGAUGGAGAUUCACUUUUGGUUUCAGUGGAACAUAGUCAGUUGAAGAAGUUGUACAAGGAUGUCGAUCAAGUUGGAAAAGGUGGUUUUGGAACAGUUUAUUUUUCGAGAUCGACAAAGGAGAAAAAGACAGUGGCCAUCAAGAAGAUGCCACACAUCACCAAGCGUCAAAUUGCACAGAAUUUCAGAGAGGCUUCGAUUCUCUCAAAGUGCAACCAUCCCAACAUCGUCAAGCUCAUUACAUGCCACGUCGACAAAGAUCAGAAUCUCUGGCUGAUCAUGGAGUUCAUGGAGGGUGGAACAUUCGAAGAGGCCGCCAAGGCCUGGAAGUUCAACGAGAACAACUUGGCAUACGUUGCACGUGAGCUACUCAAAGGACUGCAGUAUCUCCACGAGAAUGGAAUGGUUCAUCGUGAUUUGAAGAGCGCCAACAUCAUGAUGUCCGUCGAGGGUAAAGUUAAAUUGAUUGAUUUCGGACUGUGUGAGGACGUCUCCACCGGUUCGCCAUGCCACAUGGUGGGUUCGCCAUUCUGGAUGGCACCGGAAAUGAUUCUGGGCAAACCACACAACACACCGGUCGACAUUUGGAGUUUUGCCAUCUCACUACUCGAAAUGGCCAACCAGCGUCCACCAAUGAUGGAGUCUGCAGUCAAGGCAAUGUUUACCGUUGCCACUGAAGGUUCCACUGGAUUCGACGAGCCAGACAUCUGGUCCGACUGUUUCAAAGAGUUCCUUUCACUCUGUCUGAGGCUAGACCCAGAGGAACGUGCUACUGCUGCCGACCUACUGAAACAUCCAUUCAUCAAAAAGGCUGACACUCGUGACAACAUGGAAAAUAUAUUAAAAAAGAUUUUCCUUACAAAUUCUUUAAUGAAUUCAGGUUUCUAA